GGGGGCAGCCUCUGUUUCUUUCGUCAGGAUUCUCUUGCACUACUACUAUGGGCUAGAAACAAGGAAUUCAAUGGAAGCCCCACAAAUAAUAAAAGCUACAAAACCCAGAAAGAAUCAUCAUCCUCCUCCUCCCUCCCCCCCCUCUCUCAAGCCUCAACUACCUCUGCCUCACCAUCUAUAAGGACUAACCUUCCCCUUGAUUCUGCUUUCACAUAUUGAAGUCAUCAACAACUUAUAUGGCUAGAACCUCUGAAGACUCCUCCUCCAAGAGACACUUCCACUGGACCAAAAAGGUUGGAAACGAAGAUGUUGAAGCUCCAAGCAUCAAGUCCUCCUCAAACCCCAACGAAGAAGACAAAAAUGAAAAUGUUAAGAGCCAUGUUGCAAUGCCAACCCCGAAGAAAAGACUACCAGCAGUAGCAGUUGCUAGGCUCCGAUCGGUUCUUGCAGCCCUCGGUAAGAACCGAUCAAGCCUUCCAAUGGGGCUUGGAUCCCGAGUGGUUGGUACCCUUUUUGGAUAUCGCCGGGGUCAUGUCCAUUUCGCAUUUCAAAGGGAUCCCAAUUCACCUCCUACUUUCCUUAUUGAGCUGGCUACACCAAUAAGUGGAUUGGUUAGAGAGAUGGCAUCCGGGUUAGUCAGAAUUGCAUUGGAAUGUGACAAAGAGAAGGAAGAUCAAAAGAAAGCUGUGAAAUUGCUGGAAGAGCCAAUGUGGAGGACUUAUUGCAAUGGAAAGAGAUGUGGUUUUGCCACGCUGAAGGAAUGUGGGCAUAAAGAGUGGAAGGUACUGAAAGCUGUAGAGCCAAUCUCAAUGGGUGCAGGUGUUUUGCCAGGGUGUGCAGCAGAGGGUGGAGCUGAUGGUGAACUCAUGUAUAUGAGAGCUAAGUUUGAAAGAAUUGUGGGGUCUAGAGACUCUGAGGCUUUCUACAUGAUGAACCCUGAUAGCAAUGGAGCUCCUGAGCUCAGCAUCUACCUGCUCAGAGUCUAAAAGUCCGGUUAUUUAUAUUUCUUUGUAUUUUUUCUUCCCUUUUUUUAAGGUUUCCUGGGCAAGAAAAUGGAGGUCUAGCUCUCUCAAACUUUUUUUUUUUUUUUGUUUUUUUCCUUUUUCUGUUCGUUAUUUCUCCUUGGGAGAAAAUGGGAAAGUGAGCUUUACCUGUAUUUUGUUAGUUUUAGGUGGAGGGGCAAUACAUUAUAACAUGAUGGAUAUGGAUAGGUGGGGUAAUGAUGGUGUAUAUGUGUAGUUUUUCUUCUCUCUUUUUUAGCAAGUGAUGAGACAAGGGGCUAACGCAGCAACCAUGGCAGUCUUCUCAUUUUGUUUAA
Molecule: messenger RNA, 1318 nt
Organism: Populus nigra (black poplar)
Lineage: Eukaryota; Viridiplantae; Streptophyta; Magnoliopsida; Malpighiales; Salicaceae
Product: protein MIZU-KUSSEI 1-like
Exons: 1
Coding region: 237-986 (249 amino acids)
Biological process (GO): hydrotropism
Source: RefSeq, a predicted model, not a curated record